Messenger RNA from Pipistrellus kuhlii (Kuhl's pipistrelle), 1156 nucleotides. RefSeq names its product cerebellin 1 precursor (gene CBLN1). Lineage: Eukaryota; Metazoa; Chordata; Mammalia; Chiroptera; Vespertilionidae. The record is from RefSeq and is a predicted model, not a curated record. Gene Ontology annotation, cellular component: synaptic cleft; glutamatergic synapse. The transcript is spliced from 3 exons. Bases 334 to 921 code for a protein of 195 amino acids. Gene Ontology annotation, molecular function: protein binding.
CGCAUCGGUAAUUCAGAGCGGCGGCGGCGGCGGCGGGUGCGGGCAGGAGGCGGCGGCGGGAGCAUUGGGGACCGGGCGGCAGCGGCUAUGCAUCCCAGUGCGGCCGGGCAGCCGCGGCUCCCCUGAGGCCCCGGCGGGGCUCCGGGAGGGAGCAGCGCGCGGGGGGCACGGCCGCUCGGGAGCGCCAGGGACAGCGGGAGCGUCCGGAGCGGCUCCGGCGGAGCUGCGCGCGGGGCUGAGGAAGGGGCUCCGGAGCGGGGCUGGGGCGGGGCGGGGGGGCGGCUGGCGCGGGCGGCCCCCGGGGCGGGGGGCGGGGUGGGCGCCGCCGCCGCGAUGCCGGGUGUCGCGGAGCUGCUGCUGCUGCUGCUCGGGGCGGUGUGGCUGGCGGGCCCGGCCCGGGGGCAGAACGAGACGGAGCCCAUCGUGCUGGAGGGCAAGUGCCUGGUGGUGUGCGACUCCAACCCCACGUCCGACCCCACGGGCACGGCGCUGGGCAUCUCGGUGCGCUCGGGCAGCGCCAAGGUGGCCUUCUCCGCCAUCCGAAGCACCAACCACGAGCCCUCCGAGAUGAGCAACCGCACCAUGAUCAUCUACUUCGACCAGGUACUAGUGAACAUCGGGAACAACUUCGAUUCGGAACGCAGCACGUUCAUCGCCCCGCGCAAGGGGAUCUACAGUUUUAACUUCCACGUGGUCAAAGUCUACAACAGACAGACCAUCCAGGUGAGCCUUAUGUUGAACGGGUGGCCGGUGAUUUCGGCUUUUGCCGGCGACCAGGACGUGACCCGCGAGGCCGCCAGCAACGGGGUCCUGAUCCAGAUGGAGAAAGGCGACCGGGCCUACCUCAAGCUGGAGCGGGGCAACCUGAUGGGCGGCUGGAAGUACUCGACCUUCUCCGGGUUCCUCGUGUUCCCCCUCUGACCGCCUCCUCGCCUCCGGAAAAGGAGGCCGGGAGCGGCCGAGGCAGGAGGAGGGGGGGUGGCGAGCAGGCGGCUGACAAUGGGAAGGACUGGAAUCGGCCCCCCGCGCCCCGCUUAAUGCAACUGUUUCCUGUGCGAGGCGCGCGGGCGGCCCGCGGAGGCGGCGGCGGACGGCUGUGUCCGGUUACUCAUUUGGGGAAGUAGAUCCCAGUUAGCUCCGCGCACCCCCCUUUCCA